Exserohilum turcica Et28A is the source of this 1215-nucleotide messenger RNA. RefSeq lists its product as uncharacterized. Bases 1 to 1215 code for a protein of 404 amino acids. The transcript has 2 exons. NCBI's taxonomy places the organism in Eukaryota, Fungi, Ascomycota, Dothideomycetes, Pleosporales, Pleosporaceae. The record is from RefSeq and is a predicted model, not a curated record. Gene Ontology annotation, cellular component: mitochondrion.
AUGGGCACACCGAACCUGCCCUUCCUAUGGCCUAUGCUGUUCAGGCCAGCAAAAUCGGCACGAAUACACGUUUCCAGAGCAAAGGAGAACGCGCCUCGCGCUCGACAAGCACGACGACACUUCACCACAGCGCCCUGCCGGUCAGAGCAAUCAAUUCCACAGCGAUAUGGAAAGGCAUACGAACACGCGGUCUCACCAGAAAACAAGAAACCGACCAUUGUGUCUCGAAAUAAGAACUCCACGGCAACAGAGAAGUUUCAGGACCUCGAUCGCGAGGAAGAAGUAGAUGAAGAUGCGCCAACGACACUAUCCAGCUCCUCGACCCUCAGCAAAGCCAGUGCCACCGAGGAGACGUUCUCAAAAACGCCAGCACCCGAGCCGCCUAAAACAGGCGAAAACAAACCCCUCGAUAGCGUCCUUCACAUGCCUUCACCCGCUGACGAAGAAUCGCACAAACCACCACACCUGAAGACACCCCCCUACGUUCAUCAUUUUGACACAUACGGCCUCGUACGCAAACUAUCGGAAUCAUCGUUUACACCCACCCAAUCCAUCAUCAUCAUGAAGGCUGUGCGACAAAUACUACUCGACAACAUGGCACUGGCGCGCGAAGGUCUCGUCAGCAAGAGCAACGUGGAAAACGAGACAUACCUGUUCCGGGCAGCAUGUAGCGAACUGCGGACGGAAAUUGGCAACGCGAGGAAAGGCGAGAUGGAGCGAAUGCGGCAAGAAAGAGGCCAAUUGCAGCACGAAGUAGAUAUUCUCGGGCAACGCCUAGGACAGGAGACGGGCGGCCUGAAAGACGAGCUUAAGGGGCUCUUUGACGACCGCAAAAUGGCCGUGAGGCAGGAGCAAAGGAGCAUGGAGACAAAGAUCCAGGAGCUCAACUACAAAAUCACAGUCGCCCUCAACUCGGAUGCGCGCUCUGAAGUCGAGGCUCUCCGCUGGGUCCUGACGCGGCGUGCCGCCAUUACCGUUGGCGUCUCGGCAUUCAUGCUCUUCGUCGCGCUGAGAUAUACGAGCUACGUGCAGCAUCAGAUGCAAGAGGAGAAGAAGAAGAGGAACCCCCCGCCGCCGCAUGGACAAGGCUCGCUCCAGGAUUUGGCGGAUAAUUCCUCCGCGCCAAAUAGACCCGUUGUCGAUCCGGCGAGCCCAACGGCACAUGAUGCGCUGGGGGGAGAGCUGUUGGCUACAGAGGGAGUGUCGCUUGGAUAG